AUCCACGGCAGCUCAGUUGGUGCUGGUUAGACAGCCAUGUCCCGCGGACGGAGACUAACCUUCCUGUGGUCAUCCUCAGCAAAUUCCAAGAAAGGUGGAAAAGGGGAACGGGUCUCCUUUUGCUGGUCCAUGUCCACUAACCCCCAGCAAGUCUCUAGGUUACUUCCGGUUGCUUCACACGUGUACGUCAACGAGGCACUUGUUUUCAAAAUGGGGAGAAAGAGGCCUCUAGAUAAAAUUGCUUCUGGUCCAGGACGAAAAGCAAAGAAACAAGAAGAUCCAAUUCAUUCAGUGAAAGCACUCCUGAAAGAUGAUCCUCUCAAAGGAAAAUCGAAAGACAAGAAAAGGUUCCUCAAGAAAAAACAGAAUAAAGCUGGAAAGAAGGUCAAAGGAAUUAAGGAAAUAACUGGCUUGAAGAGGAAAAGAACUAAAGAAGACAGUGAGGAGGAUGAGGAUAGUGAUGAUCUGGGUGAUGAAUUUUUAGAAGCAGAUAGUGAAAUAAUGAAUGACAGUCCUGAACACUUGCAGCAUUUGAAAGAGGAUGAGGAUGAUAAUGAUGUGGAUGAAUUUCCAGUUGAAAAUACUGAUGAAGACAAUGACAACUUUGAUGAAGAUGAGCAUGAUGGUGAAGAAGAUGAGAGCGAGGAUGAAGAAGAGAGUGAAGAGGAAGAUUUGCUCCCAAUAGAAAAGGCUGCAAAAAAAUUGAAAAAAAAGCAGGAAAGAGACAGCAAACUUGCAGAAGAAGAACUUCAAACAAAUAUUGCAGAAACAGAGACUAUUGUGCUGCCUAGCGGCCAGGAGAUUGAGAAGGAAACCCAUCUUGCUCCUGAUCGAACAAUUAUCCAGCAAAGGAUUCGUGAUGUACAGUUUGUCUUGGCAGACUUUAAAGCAAGACAUGAAGAAGGAAGGAGUAGACAGGACUAUGUGAACCAGUUGUGCAAAGACCUGUGUACCUACUAUGGCUAUAACCAGUUUCUGAUGGAGAAGUUCAUGGAUCUGUUCCCUCUAGAGAUCACAGAAGUUCUUGAAGCAAACGAGGCUCCCCGGCCUGUGACAAUACGCACAAACACUUUGAAAACACGAAGAAGAGAUCUUGCACAGGCUCUUAUCAACAGAGGUGUUAAUCUGGAUCCCAUUGGAAAGUGGUCGAAAGUAGGACUUGUGGUAUUUGACUCCCAAGUACCUCUUGGUGCAACACCAGAAUACCUGGCUGGUCACUACAUGCUUCAGGGUGGCUCCAGUUUCUUGCCAGUCAUGGCUUUGGCACCGCAAGAAAAAGAGCGGAUUCUCGACUUGGCUGCAGCACCUGGGGGAAAAACAACUUACAUAGCUGCUUUAAUGAAGAAUACUGGUUGUAUUUUUGCCAAUGAUGCUAAUGCGGAGCGUGCCAAAGCGCUCAUCUCAAACAUUCAUCGUAUGGGAGUCCACAACACUGUUGUAUCCUCCUACGAUGGUCGCAUAUACCCAAAGCUUAUUUCAGGAUUUGAUCGUGUAUUGCUUGAUGCUCCAUGUAGUGGGACAGGUGUCAUUGCUAAAGAUCAGGAAGUUAAGUUGAGAAAGGAUGAGAAAGACAUCCAGCGAUGUGCACAUCUUCAGAAGGAACUCAUUCUGUCUGCCAUUGACUGCUGUGAUGCCAAGUCAAAAACUGGAGGCUACAUUGUGUAUUCUACAUGCUCUGUCCUGGUUGAAGAAAAUGAGUGGGUUAUUGACUAUGCUUUGAAACGUCGUCAUGUUCGGCUUGUCCCAACAGGGCUUGAUUUUGGGAGAGAAGGGUUUGUCAAUUUCCAGCAGCACAGAUUUCACCCUAGUAUGAAGAUGACCAGAAGAUUCUACCCUCAUACACAUAAUCUUGAUGGAUUCUUUGUGGCCAAGCUGCAGAAACUCUCCAAUAAGCGACUAGGAGAGGAGGGUAAAAAGAACACAGGUAAUCAAGAAGACAAGGAAAACGGCAAGGCAAAGUCUUCAGAGACUCCUUCAUCCGUGAAGGAAGUGGAGCCUUCAUCUUCUUCAACCAAAACAUCACCUCAAAAGUUAACCAUAGGAAAGCACAAAAAGUUCAAGGGGAGUCAAGCUGUCAAAACUAAAAAUUACAAAAAGACCGGGAACACAAAAAACACAAAAACAAAAGUGAAAGGAAUUCUUAAAAAGAAGUGACCAGUAAGUUCAAGAAGUGUACAGAUUGAGUUUGGCUCAUGAAGACAAAUCCCUUUGCAUAUUGGCAUGGUACAUAUUAUCCUACAGUGAAAUACUUUAACAUGUAUAGACAUAAGCAGUCAUGGUGUGGGUGGGGCGAGUGAAAGAAGAGUAUGCUUCAUCAUUACAAGUGUUUUACUGAGUAGUUUGUGUAUGCAUGAAUGCAUAUAUAUAUCUGUGUGUGAGUGAGUUUGAUGGAUUUUAUUGAUAUUUUGAUGGACUGUCAGCAUAUAAAUAAACACAACUUUCCAUGUU
Molecule: messenger RNA, 2448 nt
Organism: Pomacea canaliculata
Lineage: Eukaryota; Metazoa; Mollusca; Gastropoda; Architaenioglossa; Ampullariidae
Product: 25S rRNA (cytosine-C(5))-methyltransferase nop2-like
Exons: 20
Coding region: 37-2154 (705 amino acids)
Biological process (GO): rRNA base methylation; maturation of LSU-rRNA
Cellular component (GO): nucleolus
Molecular function (GO): rRNA (cytosine-C5-)-methyltransferase activity; RNA binding
Source: RefSeq, a predicted model, not a curated record